UGGAAGGUGAUCAUUUAGUUUCCGAUGAUGGCCGGAUCGACGCUCCUCACUCGGCUACUUCUCGUUGGCGCUGGUCUUUUGCUCACAGACACUGUCAACAUUAACACCCUCGACAAUCAACGACCAGGCGAGACAUAUCAGGCAGAAAGUCACAUGUCAUUUCUCUGCUCCUCACCACCCCCGCUUGCCGCGCUCAGUGCUUCUUCAGUUCACGCCGUACGACCUGCUGAUGUCUCAGCGCUUUAUUGGCUGAGCACGUCGCUCUGUGGCAGGGAUGUGACGUCAAAGAUUUUCCGUCGAGUGGCCGAACUGCUGUCCAUGUUCAACCCAGCGGUGGUCACUGGGAAUGUGGAAUUCCCGUCGCAACCCUGGAGUUUGCAGCAAGAAGCAGAGAAGCUUUCGCUGCUGUCAGAUCAGCUUUCAGGCUGGAAGUUGGUGCUGCUGUUUGUCUCCACACGUCAGACGUGUGCCUGUUCAACACACGUUGACCCCAUCGAGCGGGAAGUGGAAGCGGCUCUGCAGAUAUUACAAGAACAGCUGCGUCAGACUUUACUUCAUGUUGUGGUCUUCAGCUCCAAUCAACAAAAAGACAAUAGCAUGUGCACAAGACCUGAAAACACUAAAUUAUGCGAGGCCACUCAUUUGCAGAAAAUGCAGGAUUCCCUAAGCAAUGUGUUGGCACGUGCAAAGUGGCAUCACAAUGUCACUGCUGUGCUGCAGCCAAUACCACUCAUUUUGGAGGACACUUCUGAUCUGGAGGAGAUGUCAAGCAAACUGGCUGUGCAGCUGUGGACAAACAUGCUUCAGACAUCAUCCACUCCAUCCGAGGACGUCACUAUUCCGUGUCCUACUCAGGAUCGACCCUUCCUCAGGACGCAGUUGAACAACCCCAAGGGCAACAGCAGAGCUAUUUGGCAAACAGAUCCGGAUAUGGGCACUAAGAUCCCCUGCAAGGACAGCCAUCCAUCUCCAACAACACCAAACUCAGUUCAUGAGCUGAGACCAGCUGACAUCAAGGUGGUGGCUGCAGUCGGUGACUCUCUGACAGCAGGUAAUGGUGUAGGGGCAGACAACCUUCUGCUGGUUAUCAGUGAGUACAGAGGACUGUCCUGGAGCAUUGGCGGUGAUGAAAAUAUCACCACGGUCACCACUCUGCCAAACAUCCUGAGGGAGUUCAACCCCUCCCUGACUGGCUUCUCUCAGGGAAUCGGCAAGCAGGACUCUCCGGCAGCCUUCCUCAACCAGGCCGUGGCCGGAGCCAAGAGCGGUGACAUGGUUGAACAAGUGCGCACCUUAGUGGACAGGAUGAAAAAUGACACGAGAAUCGAUUUCCACAAUGACUGGAAAGUGAUCACCAUGUUUAUUGGGGGAAAUGACUUAUGUGAUUUCUGCACAGACACUGUGAUCUUCUCACCCAGGAAUGUUGCCGAACGCAUCCGUCGAGCUCUGGACAUACUCCACCAUGAGGUGCCACGUGCGCUCGUCAAUCUGGUGGAGCUGUUGAACAUUAUACCGCUGCGUGAUCUGCAUAAAGAUAAUUCGCUGGGAUGCCCCACCUGGUUUGUCAGGAUAGUUUGCCCGUGCGUACUGAAGCCGAAAGAUGGCUCGUUCGAACUCCGAAAGAUGGAAGAAUUCAGCAGAGCUUAUCAGCAUGCAAUGCGACAACUGGUGGACUCGGGGCGCUACAACACCCACGACAACUUCACUGUCGUCCUGCAGCCUUUCUUCAGGGAGGUUUUCCUCCCUACGUUGCCGGACGGAAGGCCCGAUCGCUCGUACUUUUCCCCCGACUGUUUUCACCUGAGCCAGAGAGGGCACACGCUGAUGGCUCGAGCCCUCUGGAACAACAUGUUAGAGCCGGUGGGAAACAAGACCUCCACUCAAGACUUCAUGGCUGGGAUUGAUCUGAAGUGUCCCUCUGAGGCCGCACCGUUCUUGAGAACGGCAGUCAACAGCAACUACACAUUUCCAGGACCUCCGCCGACUCCUGCACCGGUUACAAACUGGGGCAGCGACUUCUCGUGUCUUAACACGGGACCGUCUGACUCGGCGCCCACUUCAGCUCAUAAGGUCCGGCCGGCUGACAUCAAGGUGGUGGCCGCUUUGGGGGACUCCGUAACAGCCGGCUAUGGUGCUAAGGCAAAGAAUCUACUGCAGCUCAGAACUGAAUAUAGAGGAGUGUCAUGGAGCAUUGGAGGUGAUAAAAACCUGGAGACUGUCACCACAUUAGCCAACAUCCUCAGGAAGUUCAAUCCGGACCUUAAAGGCGCAUCAAAGGGUCAAGGGAAGAAGAGGAGCGGCUUCAACAUGUCCGCAGCAGGGGCCAAAGUCUCGGGAAUUCCAGGACAAGUCAGACGCCUGAUUGACAUGAUGAAAAAUGACACUACAGUGGAUUUUGCCAACGACUGGAAGCUGGUGACUCUCUUCAUUGGUGGCAAUGACCUGUGUCAGUUCUGCAACGAUCGGGCCUCGUUGUCGCCGCAGAACUACACCCAUCACUUGAUGACCAGCUUGGACAUGCUGUACAGAGAGUUUCCCAGGACCAUCGUCAACAUUCUGGAGAUCUUGCAGAUCGAAGGCCUGCGUAGGAUCAAGAGGGAUAGUCUCGGGUGCAACGUGAUACAACCGUUGGCGUGCCCGUGCUUCUUACUACCAGGAGAAGACUCUCUGGAGUUCGCUGAAGCCAAAAGGAUCAAUCGGGAAGUACAGAUCGAGACAGAGAAAGUGGCGUAUGGCGGCCGCUAUGACGACAGAGAAGACUUUGCCGUAGUGGUCCAGCCCUUCUUCAAAAACACUAUUAUCCCUUUGAAUGCUGACGGCCGACCCGACGUCACCUACUUCACCGAAGACUGUUUCCACUUCAGCGAACGGGGGCACGCUGACAUGGCCGUGGCCAUGUGGAAUAACAUGUUGGAGCCCGUGGGAAAAAAGCAGACGUACAACAAUUUCCCAAGUGGCAGAGAUGGCAUCAAGUGUCCCACAGAGGAGCAUCCUUACAUCUUCACAAAGAUCAACAGUGUACACGUUCCGGUAUGGCUAAUCGCGGUGCUCAUCAUCUCCGGACUCCUGCUCGGCUCGGCCCUCACCUGGCUGAUGCUCUCCUGCAGAGGCAAGAGGAACAACCGGCACAUGACCACAGCAACAACGGCAGUGCAGAUGAAGGCAUCUGUUUUUUAAAGCAGCGGUAGAAAAACUGAGUCCGAUCAUGUUUUGCAUUCAUUCAGCCAUUUCCCCCUAAAAUUAGUUAAUUCAAAUGUAUUUAGUCAGUUUUUUAUUGUUUUAUUCCUUUAUCUCAUUACAUAACUAGCUAAUUGAUUUGUUGUAGAUAAAAGACAUAUUAUAUAUACACUUAACAAAUGUUUAUAAUUGGUCAAUUAAUGUUAUAUAUAGUUAUAUGGCCUUGAGAACCAAACCAACUUUAGCCUACUUCUGUUUUAAUUAAACCAAGGGUUGGAAGUGUUUUUCUUUGUAAAGUAAUAUUAUUUUGGGACUGGAUGUAAA
Messenger RNA from Phycodurus eques (leafy seadragon), 3501 nucleotides. RefSeq names its product phospholipase B1 (gene plb1). Gene Ontology annotation, biological process: phospholipid metabolic process. The coding region runs from base 25 to 3177 and encodes 1050 amino acids. Gene Ontology annotation, cellular component: brush border membrane. The record is from RefSeq and is a predicted model, not a curated record. Gene Ontology annotation, molecular function: A2-type glycerophospholipase activity; retinyl-palmitate esterase activity; phosphatidylcholine lysophospholipase A1 activity. The transcript has 43 exons. NCBI's taxonomy places the organism in Eukaryota, Metazoa, Chordata, Actinopteri, Syngnathiformes, Syngnathidae.